This is a messenger RNA of Peromyscus maniculatus bairdii (prairie deer mouse), 2802 nucleotides long. RefSeq names its product ankyrin repeat domain 60 (gene Ankrd60). Gene Ontology annotation, molecular function: protein binding. The record is from RefSeq and is a predicted model, not a curated record. Lineage: Eukaryota; Metazoa; Chordata; Mammalia; Rodentia; Cricetidae.
GGCGCGCGGCCGCGAAGGCCGAAGGGUGGGGGCCCUCCGCAGGACCCCAAGGCGGGGGCGCGCACCGCUCAGCCUGCCAGCCGUGCCCGCGCUCGGGCUAAGGGGCAGUCCGGAGACCCGCGCGUUUCCAUCCCUUCGCCAGACUUGGCUCCUGACGUCUUCUUCCUGCGGGUGAAACUGGAGGAGACUGGGGAGCUGUUCCGCGUGGCCAACUGCCGCAACGACAUGACAGUGCGGGAGCUCAAAGAGGAGCUGGACCUGGUGGUCGGCAUCCCCUUCAACCUACAGCGGCUGCAUUUCCUGGACCAAGGUGGCCCCUGCCCGACCCCUUCCCGACCCCCACGAGCUCCUUCCACGCAAGGGCCCCGGCCCACUCCUGCCCUGGGUCCCCAAGACACACCUAACUACCAGAGGACCCAAGGAAUUUUGAUGGAUGAUGCUACCCUGAAGUUCUACGAUGUUAUCCCUGGAGCAGUUAUUUCAUUAUGUAUCUGGCAUUAUGAUGGUUGGACGGAACUGGUUUUGGCAGCCGUGGAAGGGGACCCCAGUAAGCUGUCAUGCCUUGGCAUCAGUGAGGACACCUUCUACCGAACGGCCAACUCACAGCACUUUAAGGGUGAGCAAUGGAGGCAGUGGACCGCCCAGAGGGCGUUUGUGGCCUUGUACAUCUCUGCUCACAGAGGUCAUGCGGAUGCUGUGCGGUAUCUUCUAGAACUUGGAGCCAACUGCCUGGGCAAAUCACCCCUGGGCAGGACGCCCCUGCAUGUGAUUGCAGCCAUGGGCAGGAUGGACUGCAUCAGGCCCUUACUGGAACAUGGUGCCUACAUCCAUGAGAGAGACUCGAAAGGGGAAACACCCAUCACCAUCGCAAGGCGCCUGAAGCGCGAACAUUUCGAGCGCAAGAUGUUCCUCCUCUACUGGAUGAUCAAAUCUGGGAGCAAGGACCCCAAUGACUUGGUAGUGAGGGGGGCUCCAGAGAAAUCCAGCUCUGGAAAUGUGUCCAAAAGCCCCGUGUAGCUCCCCUGAGCACGUUUGCCCAUCAUCCUGCUCUGGGGCAACCUUGCAGCUCCCACAGUGGCCCCCAUGACACUCAUUAGGCGACAAAAGAAGGGACAGAUCUAAAUCAGAUGCCCAAUUGGUUGUCCUCUUACCAGUGUCUCUGGGAGGGUGUAAUGGAGCAGGUGAGCUCGUCUCUUUUGUGAUCCAUUCUGUUCUCACCAGGCCCACAAUGCCAGCCUUUAAUUUUAAGCUCUUUGUACGUGGUACCCAAUCACACUGGUUGGGGUGAUGGUAGUCAAUUAUCUCUCCCUUUUGAGGCCAUCUAAUGCACCAGCAUAAUAGGAGUAAUAGCAGGAAUGAUAAUAGCACCCUUGUUAUCGUGCAGAGAGAGCACUGGCCUACGUCAGGAGGUCAUGUGCAGUGUAGGUUGGGAAUUUGUUUGUCAGACCUAUGCAGCUAACCGUUUCCGUGGCCGGGAAUGACACAUAGUUGGCUGAGCCAGCUCUGAGGAGUCUGCUGAUUGAGUGCAGGGCAGAAGAGAAACUGGAAGUAAGGGCCUGUGAACCUCCAAGCAUAGUCCACCGAGAGGCUGCUUUCUUAUCCUUGUGGCAAGUACACACGUGGCCUUAGGGAUAGAGGAAACAACAUAGGAGGCAAAAAGGAGAGAGUGAGGCUGGCAGCCUCUUCCUGUGGUCCCAGUCCAGUGGCCCCCAUAAGCUUUCACGCUCCUUUUCACUUUCCCAAGCAACACCUUUCCCGGGGAGCUGACUAGCUCAGAGUGCCUGCUGUUGGCUCCAGGCAAUACUCUGCCUUAGUCUAUACCUUAGACCCUGCAGUGGGGGUGAGUAAACCAAGUGCAGACUACAAGCAAAGAAGCCGAAAAUGAGGCCCAAUGCCCAAGAAAGGGCAUAGGGACCCAGCUCCAACAGAAAGGCAAGGCAGAAGUUGCUAUUUUGUUCUAGAGUGUUCCAGAGCUAAAACCUGACUUUCAUGAUAGUUUAGCUCCAGGUUUUAAAAUAGUGCUUUGAAAUUCUGAAUAAGUAGCAAGGUAUGAAAGCAUGCUGAGGGACAGUUGCUUGCUGCUUAACUGUUUGGUCCACUGGGAAAGUGCUAGAAGGAACCUGAAUCUCAUUAGGAUGAUCCCCAGUUCUAUAGCUGCAGUCUAGGGACAGCCACAGGCCUUGUAGUGAAACAUAAUGUCCACCUUGUUACUCCUGGUGGGCCUUAUGUUCCCCUGAAGCCCUGAACUACAACACAAGUUCUGGAAUCCACCUACAUGUCAAAGGUCUCUUGGCCACUCACCAAGUUGCUUGGAGUGGGAGCAGGGGAGAGGGCGUUGCACCCUGGCUGACCUUUGCAACGUCCCAACAACUAGACCGAACUUUAAAAUGAAUGGCCCUUGUUUCCUGGUGUCACAGCAAGUAAGACCUUUGUUGACAAUGGUCUUAUACCAGCUGACGUGGCUGGGCCCAGGCUUGGCCAUCUGUUUGACAAAUAAGAGUCAGAAAAACACGUAUCAGCAUCAAGGAUGUCAAACUGAGAUCUUAUGUUUGGCAGGCAGGCUCCAAAGUCAAUAGGCAGAUAUUAAAGAACCCCCAUCCAUUGGGUCGGGUCACUUAGCUAAUGAGGUGUGUGGAGGGGAGGUGACUCAUGGGUACCCUUUUAACUUAACAAGUGGAGUCCCUCCAAGUAUUGUGUUUGCCAGGAGCUUGCUAAGCAGUCUUUCUUAUUGGAAGAGCCAACAGCCUGGCAUGAGGACCCACACUUUUGGGGACAAGAACUCCAUUUCCCCCAAUUCAAUUA